CGCACACACACACAAACGGAAAUAACUACGGGACUCGCGAAACAAGCUCGUUCAGGCUGAUUUCUGCUUAAAAUGUAAUUUAAAAAACAAACAUACAAACGAAAUAUGUCUAUAAACAGAACCGCUUUAAGCUUUUUAGUUUUCUACCGCUAUUUUUCAACAAACUACCGUUUAAAACUUCGUAGCUCUCCCCAUUUUCUUUUCCUGUUGAAAGUCCACAGCCGGCGCGCAAAGCAUGCCGGGAUAGCCUUGUUCUGUGAGGAUACAACAGACCCGUCCUCGAAAUGUGGGCGGAGCGAGGACGCAUUUGAGGACGCAAGAAUGAGUAUUCUUGGAACUUGUCACUGCGCUGUGAUGUCAUCGACCUCAAAAUGCGUCCUCACAGGCAUCCUGCUCACGGAUUCGGACACACCCUAUGACCAGAGAAAUGCUGCUGUUGUGUCCUUGGGCAAGACCCUUAACCUGCCUUGUUGGUGGUCUGAGGGACCAUUGGGCGCCGGUGUGUGGCAGGCCUCACCUCUGUCAGUGCACCCCAGGGCAGCUGUGGCUAUAGCUCAUCACCAUCAGCGUGUGAAUGGGUGAAUGACUGUGUUGUGAAGCGCCUUGGUGGGUUGUAGAAGAAGCGUAAUGGGCUCGACACACGGGAGGCGACAAACGAACGCAAUCAGCGAAAUUUGUCGCCGUCGCUUUUAUUACCUGACACACGGGAGGCGACCCGCGGCAGCGGCCAGCGGCAAAGCUGUCUACGCGUUCUGUUCCAUGGCGAAAUUGAAACUUCCGUUGUUUUGUUUGGCUGUGUCAGGUUGGAGGGAAUUAAGGUUAUUUAAGCGGUUCAGAGUUAAAAAAGCGGUAGAUAUGAUGUUUAACAAGGUGCUGCUAGAGUUAUGUGGAAUCUUACUUCUGAUUUUAUUAUAUAAAACAUAAUAAUAAUCAACUUCUCCUCCAUGUUUGCUCGGAAAUGUGCGGAGCAUUAUGUCCGCUCAUUGGUCAGUGAAUGAAACCUCCGUUGAUUGGUCCUCGUCCGAGCGACAGCGAUGAAAAGUUGAAAUAUUUUCAACUUUCUGGGAUCGCGUCGCUGGGUCGCCUGUGCACGACACGUGCACGAGCGCAAAAUUUCACACGCAGGUUUUUAGCGUUUCGCUUGGUAGGAGGGAGACCCGCGAUUAUCGCUUUGUUGCGCAUGUCUCAUCGAAAAUGAAUGGAGGAGAGGCGAUGUCGCCUCCCGUGUGUCGAGCCCAUUAUACAAAUACAGGCCAUUUAAAAUUGUGUUUAAUUGGAAAAAAAAUAUUCACUUAUAGAAAAGCUGUCAUUAAAUCUUGAGACAUUUAAUCUUAACAGACCUCACAUCUUAUGACAGUCGGGUCUGACACUGACACGUGAUUGUAAAUUUAUAGUUCUGUCACUGGGACGCGUUUGGUCUGUCGGCAACAUUUCUGAGGUACCCUGAAUGCAGCACUGACGCUGCUGUUGCUGCAAGAAGCGAAAGAGAAACAAAUGUUUGACUAAUCUGCUCUGACCGGUGAAAGUGCUCCGUUACUGUAAAUAAAAAGCUGCAUGUGUGAAGGAUGUCUGUAGAGACUGAUGCUCACGACUGAAGUGAAUGAACUGGUGACCUGACGGGACGAAACAUGAUGAGUAAGCCUACUGGAACAACUGCUAAGUACCAUGGGCUGAUCAACCUUGGGUCAACAUGUUACCUGAACAGCGUCCUGCAGGUUCUGUUCAUGACCAAAGAGUUCAGAGAUGCUGUGAUCAGAACAAAAGGGGAGAAUCCUGGUGCAGAUUUUAUCGAUCGCCAUCUUAAACAUCUGUUCACUGAGUUACAGAAACGGAAAACUAAGACACGCAGAAUAUUAAAGGCUCUGAGCAUUAAUAACGUCAAUGAACUCCAGGAUGCUGCAGAGUACUUUGAGAAGAUUUUAAGUAAAACCAGUCCUGAUGCAGCAAAGGAUUGUGUUUGUUUAUCUCUGCAGAUCUUCCAUGGUCAGAUGACACACAGAACCACUUGUUCUGAAUGUGGCACACAGAACGACACAGAUGGACCUUUCUGGCAUCUUCCUCUUGAGCUGGUAGAUUCCUCCAGUGGGAACUACAGCGUGGAUGGCGGCAUCGAUUCGUUUUUGAGAGCCUCAGAGUUUAGUGGAGAUAACCAGAUGUACUGUGACACCUGUGAGGCAAAAGUCAACGCUACUAGUAGCUAUGUUAUAAAGGACCAUCCAGAUGUUCUGAUUCUGCUGCUGAAGAGGUUCGACUAUGACCAACAUCACAAGUCCUUUAUCAAAAUCAACUGUUGUGUUGAAAUUCCUCACACCUUAAAGAUUCUAGAAAACCAGACAUAUGAAUUCUAUGCGGCUGUUGAUCAUGUUGGUGAUCUGAGAGGUGGACAUUAUGCUGCAACAAUCAAGCUUCAGGAUGAUGACAGAUGGUACAACUUUAAUGACGCCAAAGUCACUCCGGUUGAAUGCAAUCCGUUUCCACACGACGCUUCCAUUUUAAGAUCUGAUAACGCCUAUCUUCUGUAUUACAGAAAAACAGAAACGAAUCCUGGAGAACCAAAGGAGGUGUGCACAUCCGAAGAGCAGUCUGCUACCAGUGGGAUGCAUGCACAGAAGAAUGAAAACACAACAAGUGUCUGGAAUAUGGCUGAUAAAGUCCACCAAAACACAGGUGUUCAUCAGAGCAGCAAAGGGUCUGAUGUUCCUGCUCCAUGUGGCAGACAACAGAGCCGCAUUAAACAAACUGAUGAGAAACAAAAAGGGGAAGAAAGUGCUGAGAGGCGGGCACAGCAUCGUGACAGUAAAGAACUCUGUAGGGAUUGUAAACAAAGUGGAGGAGGCAAUGGAGCUGAAGAAGACAGGAUGCAUACAGGUGGAAAGGCAAAGAGAAGAAGAGGGUGUGAGUCUGAUAAAGAUGGCGGUCAGGAGGACGGUGUAGCAACAAAUGAGAUUAAAGAAAUAAAUGAUCAGAAGUUUACAGAAAGGAGCGGAAGCAGGAGUGAAAACAGAAAAAAGUAUAGAAGCAACCCUAAGAGUGAUGAGAAUCGUCAUGUUGAUCAGAGAAAAUUAGAUGAUGAACAGGAAAAAGGAAGAAAACUAGUCGUGACAAGAUCUCAUUCUGAUGUUAUGCAUCAGGAGAGAAGACGCUCUCAACAAAAACCCAGUGGUACAUCUAAAACACUAAUACAUGCUUCAAAUAGAAGCAACGAAACACAGGAAACUGGCAAACAUGUCGCUGAUUUUCAAAGAGAAACCACAGAGAGACGGACAGAAAACUGUCAAACUAGAAUCAGCAGCAGAAACCUCCAAUCAAAACACUCACGACUGGUUCUAGCUGAAGAACCCAGAGAGGUUCCUAGUGAAGAUAAAUGCAUCAGCAAGACAACAGAUGCUACAAAACCCAGUUCACCGCGUACUGCUGGUGUAGACCCAAGGGAGCAGUCUUUAUCUACACAAGAAGACACGGGAAAAGGCUCCAGAAAAACACGAAUGAAGAGAAAGACUGAUCAUGCUGGUAGAUUUAAAGGUUUAGAGCUACAAGCUUCUCAAGGAAACAAUGUAAAAAAGUCUAACUGUUUUACUUGGUGUGUAUUUGGGCGAAAGGGUCAGGACUCUGAUUAAAAGAUCAAUUAAAUUUC
Messenger RNA from Nothobranchius furzeri (turquoise killifish), 3634 nucleotides. Lineage: Eukaryota; Metazoa; Chordata; Actinopteri; Cyprinodontiformes; Nothobranchiidae. The record is from RefSeq and is a predicted model, not a curated record.